AUGGAGUAUUCUCAAGAUGAUGGGCUUGACCAACCCAAAUUACAGACCAAACCGGAGGAGAUAAACUCCAAGCUCGAAGACGUACUAUCCGACACAAGUUUAUCGUACUUCCGGCGUCUCCGGGGUGCAGGGAGCUUAGAACUGGAUACCCUCUUCCGCCUUGCAGCUCCGGCAGUCAUUGUUUACUUGCUCAACAGUGUUACCUCCUUGUCCACCCAGAUGUUCUGUGGCCAUCUCGGCAAUCUUGAACUUGCCGCUGCAUCUCUUGGCAACAAUGGUGUCCAAACUUUUGCCUAUGGCGUCUUGCUUGGAAUGGGAAGUGCAGUUGAGACCUUGUGUGGCCAAGCAUAUGGAGCACAUAAAUAUGAAAUGCUAGGGAUAUAUCUUCAAAGAUCAACAAUCCUCCUUAUGACAACUGGUUUAAUUCUUAUGAUCCUCUACAUAUUCUCCAAGCCCUUCAUGAUCUUACUAGGCCAAUCACCUUCAAUCGCCUCGGCCGCAGCAUUGUUCAUGUAUGGUCUCAUCCCACAAAUAUUUGCAUAUGCAGCCAAUUUCCCAAUACAAAAAUUCCUUCAAGCACAGAGUAUUGUGAACCCCAGUGCCUAUAUUGCAACAGCAACGUUGGUUGUACAUAUUUUAUUGACAUGGAUAGUGUUGUUCCGAUUAGGAUGGGGGUUGUUGGGAGGUGCACUGGUAUUGAGCUUAUCAUGGUGGAUCUUAGUGGUGGCACAGUUUGUGUACAUUUUGGUUAGUGAUCGGUGCAAGCAUACUUGGAAGGGAUUUAAUAUCCUUGCAUUUUCUGGACUGUGGGCUUUCUUAAAGUUAUCCGCUGCCUCAGCUGUAAUGUUGUGCCUGGAAGGUUGGUACUAUCAAAUAUUAGUUUUGAUUUCUGGGUUGCUUCCAAAUCCUGAAGUGGCACUCGCUUCUCUCGCAAUUUGCCAAACAAUACUUGGAUGGGUGUUCAUGAUAUCUACGGGGUUCAAUGCUGCGGCAAGUGUAAGGGUCAGCAAUGAGCUCGGUGCAGGGCAUCCAAAAUCAGCUGCAUUUUCUGUUGUUAUGGUAACUUCGAGCUCUUUGAUCAUCGCAGCGAUUUGUGCCGCGGCGGUGCUUGCCUUGCGCCAUGUAAUGAGUUACGCCUUCACUGGUGGUGUAACUGUUGCCAAGGCAGUCUCAGAACUUACCCCUCUGUUGGCUAUCUCUAUUCUGCUAAAUGGCAUUCAACCUGUUCUAUCUGGUAAAUUUCUUCCUGCUUUGAUAAAAGUGGGGACUGUAGUUGGCUGUUUGGCCGUGAUAGUGACGACGAACGCUGGGGCUGUAGUGGUGUCUGUGGGGAUUGGAUCAAUGAUGGACAGUGGGUAG
Messenger RNA from Ilex paraguariensis (yerba mate), 1359 nucleotides. Lineage: Eukaryota; Viridiplantae; Streptophyta; Magnoliopsida; Aquifoliales; Aquifoliaceae. The record is from the annotation of a GenBank genome assembly.